Messenger RNA from Thunnus maccoyii (southern bluefin tuna), 2013 nucleotides. It is a transcript of the gene myca, whose product is annotated as MYC proto-oncogene, bHLH transcription factor a. Gene Ontology annotation, biological process: regulation of transcription by RNA polymerase II; positive regulation of cell population proliferation. The transcript has 3 exons. Bases 306 to 1619 code for a protein of 437 amino acids. The record is from RefSeq and is a predicted model, not a curated record. NCBI's taxonomy places the organism in Eukaryota, Metazoa, Chordata, Actinopteri, Scombriformes, Scombridae. Gene Ontology annotation, molecular function: DNA-binding transcription factor activity, RNA polymerase II-specific; protein dimerization activity; RNA polymerase II cis-regulatory region sequence-specific DNA binding.
GCGGAGGGCAGGGCGGAGUGACGCGCCGUUUUUAUUGAAGCCGGCGGAGCGUCAGCUGUGAUUCUCACGCUGCUGAUGACAGAGAGCGCGCUGCUGCAGCCGCUUCAUCUCCCCCCAUACAUGCUUCACACAGCCUCACUGAAACCGACUGCGACAUCUCCGUGGAAGGAUUUAAUGUUACUUUCGUGUUGGAAUAACUUUACUGCCCCCUUUUUCGCUUUUUGGGUCGAUUUCGCCCCGUCUUGUUGCGCCGACAGUUUUAAAUCUAAAAGCUUUAUAAUAAGGAAAGAAACAGCGCAGACAUCAUGCCGCUGAAUUCAAGUUUGGCGAGUAAAAACUAUGACUACGAUUACGACUCUCUUCAACCGUAUUUCUACUAUGACAACGAGGAGGAGGAUUUCUACCCUCAACAGCUUCAGCCUCCGGCACCGAGCGAAGACAUCUGGAAGAAAUUUGAGCUGCUGCCGACCCCUCCCCUCUCACCCAGCCGCCGGCCGUCCCUGUCAAGCCUCUUCCCCUCCACGGCGGAUCAGCUGGAGAUGGUGACCGAGUUCCUGGGCGACGACGUGGUCAACCAGAGCAUCAUCUGCGACGCAGACUACUCCCAGACCUUCCUCAAGUCCAUCAUCAUCCAGGACUGCAUGUGGAGCGGCUUCUCCGCCGCAGCCAAGCUGGAGAAGGUGGUCUCCGAGCGGCUCGCUUCUCUCCACGCCGCCAGGAAGGAGUCGUCGUCGGCGGCGGCAGCAGCUGACAGCGCGGAGUCCGCCGGUGCAGCCGCCUGGAGGCUGAACAGCAGCUACCUGCAAGACCUGAACACAUCUGCAUCGGAGUGCAUUGAUCCCUCGGUGGUUUUCCCAUACCCGAUAGCCGAAACGCCCAAGCAGAGCGUAGUGACGCCGCCUAGUAAGGAUUUGGGCUUGGACACGCCACCAAACAGCGGUAGCAGCAGUUGUAGUGACUCAGAUGAGGACGGAGACGACGACGAUGAGGAGGAAGAGGAGGAGGAGGAGGAGGAGGACGAAGAUCAGGAGGAAGAGGAGAUCGACGUGGUCACGGUGGAGAAGAGGCAGGCGGUGAAGCGGUGCGACCCCAGCCCGUCAGAGAGCAGGCAUCCCAGCCCGCUCGUGCUGAAAAGGUGCCACGUAUCCACCCACCAGCACAAUUACGCCGCCCAUCCAUCCAUGAGGCACGAGCAGCCGGCUGUCAAGAGGCUGAAGCUGGAGAGCAGCAGCAGCAGCAGCAGCAGCAGUGGUGGCGGUGGCGGCGGUAGCAGCAGCGGCAGCCACAGCAGGGUCCUCAAACAGAUCAGCAGCAACCGCAAGUGUUCAAGCCCCCGGACGUCUGACACGGAGGACUAUGACAAGAGAAGGACUCAUAACGUACUGGAGCGCCAGAGGAGGAACGAGCUCAAGUUGAGCUUCUUUGCCCUGCGGGACGAGAUCCCCGAAGUGGCCAACAACGAGAAGGCGGCCAAAGUGGUGAUCCUGAAGAAGGCUACAGAGUGCAUUUACAGCAUGCAGUCGGACGAACAGAGACUCCUCUCACUCAAAGAGCAGCUGAGGAGGAAAAGUGAACUUUUAAAGCAGAGACUCGCACAGCUGCAGGGCUCUCGUGCUUAAAGUUUGAAUCAUCAUAGACUUUUUUUGGCCUUUUUUGUUUUGUUUUUUUAUGCAAGUUCAAGACUUAGGGUGUACAGUUGUUGUUGCAUGCAAAUGCAAAGCGGAUUAAGUUGUUUGGAAUCUUGUUUGAUUUCAAUGUUGAAACUGCCUCAAUUGAAGUUAUGGGUGGAUUAAAUAUUUAAAGUUUAUUUUUAUUAAUGAAAUAUUAAAAAUGGGGUUACCCCGUUGAGGGCCCAAACUAAAAUAUACAUUUUUAUGUUUUGUAUAUAAUUAAUAUUUCCUAAGAAAAUGUAUUUUUGGACUCAAUUGUCUGGAUGUUUCAGACCCAGUGUUUGGUUUUUUCAUUAUGUUCUUUAGAUUCUCUUUGAAAUAUAAAAAAAUGUUUCUUCUGGAA